UUUAUUUUCGUACUUCUGAAAUAGUGAGGCAACAUGAAUUGGUUCACAAAUAAAUGCGACGAAAGCCGCCUAAGGUUUUUCCCCAAUCUUCUAACUUUCAAAGGCGAGCGUACAUACGGAGCUGACCUAAUGAGUGCCGAUGAGUGCUAUAGUUUUAUAAAGAAAAACCUGAAGUCUAGAAAUGCUGUAGAAGAAGAAGUGCUAUGGAAAAUGCCCAUACUGCUGGUGUGCUUGGGCUGCAUCAUAGUCAUACUAUUUGCAUUUUGUUUCGCCUUUCAGUGCUUGAUAACGAAGCUGAAGUCCGCCAAAAUGCCUAAGCAGUUCGAGUUUGACAUAUGUGAGGUUGAAAGAUCGAGGAAUCAACGACCAAUGGACAAGGCAAGUCAAAGUGAUCGGCCAAGGAAGAAAGGAAAGUCUUGCUGUACUUGCGUGAAAUGAUUAGAAAUUAUU
Messenger RNA from Drosophila erecta, 450 nucleotides. RefSeq lists its product as uncharacterized. The record is from RefSeq and is a predicted model, not a curated record. Lineage: Eukaryota; Metazoa; Arthropoda; Insecta; Diptera; Drosophilidae. The transcript has a single exon. The coding region runs from base 34 to 438 and encodes 134 amino acids.